CCGAAAUGCGAUGCGUCCUCACCGGAUCGCAGCAAGGCAUUUACCUGGAUUGGGUGCGCAGUGACGGCGGCUCUCUACCAGCCGACAAGGAGAUUCGCGAUGGCAUCCUCUACCUUCGCAACGUCCAACCGGACGCUGCCGGAGUCUAUUCGUGCAUCGGAAUCAGUUCGCAAGGCACUCAGAUCUUCAGCGCCGACAGGCGUCUGGAAGUCGUUGCCCCGCCACGUCUUCGUUUGGAACCACAACGUCAAGUCGUACGACCUGGCGAUCAAGUGGAAAUUCGCUGCGAGGCUUCCGGUGACCAGCCCAUUACCAUCAACUGGUACAAAAUGGAUGGCGUUUUGCCACCGGCCGUUCUCGUCAACAACGGCCAAUUACAGUUCCGAGGUAUCGCCGUUUCCGAUGCGGGUCGUUACGUCUGCGCGGCUCGCAACUCGGUCGGCCAGGCUGAAGCCGUAGCUGAAGUCAUCGUCAACGAGGAUCGAGUUGUUAGUGGGACGACUGGCGGCCAGCGCCAGACUGACGUCUACAUCGGUAGCACGGUGGAGCUGAGCUGCAACUUGGCGGCUGGAACAACUGGCCGUAUCCAAUGGAGCCGCGAUCGAGGUCUUUUGCCACCCACCGCCUUCAAGACGGCCGAAAACAAAUUGGAAUUGACGAACGUGCAGCCGAGCGACGCUGGACGUUACCUGUGCGAAGUGACUGGACGCCAAGGAACAUCAUCCGAAUACGUUCUUCUCAAUGUCAAAACGGCAAACGCGACGUGCGCCCAUAAUGAGUUCCAAUGCAAGGACGGCCAGUGCCUCAAGAAUUCGACGCGUUGUAACCAGAAAAUUGAUUGCAAAGACAAGUCCGACGAGCUCAACUGUUUUAUCGGAUACAAAACUCGCAAAAUACGCGGAGCGCCCACGUUGGCCGUCAGCCUCACACCCAACAAGGAGUCGGUCCGUCGUGGCGACAAUUUAGAAGUGCGAUGCGAAGUGACUGGCGAUCCUUCAGCCUUGGUCUCAUGGCGUCGCAUCGGCGGCUCUCUGUCGCGCAACGUUCAAGUGCUCGGCAACCUUCUCAGAGUGACGGAUGUCAAACCGGAGAAUGGCGGCGUGUAUCGCUGUCAGGUGCUCAGCACGGCCGGCACGUUCGAGGAGAAUUACGUCCUCUCUAUACAAACCGAUAAUGAAAUGCCACAUAAUGACGAAAUCGCAGUGGAAACGCGCACCGUCUCCGUCCAGUCUGCCGUCAUGAUGGAAUGCCGCACGGACUUGCGUCAACCCGUCAAAUACACGUGGUCACGUCAAGGAGGCAUCCUUCCCAAAUCCGCCAGAGUCGAAGGCUCGAAAUUAUCGAUCCCCGAAGUUCGAGCCGAAGACGCCGGCACGUACGUCUGCACGGCUCGCAAUGCGGAAGAAACGAUGGAUCUGCCGACCGUGUUGGUCGUGACGGGAGUGGUGCCUUACUUCGCCCAGGCUCCGCUUUCCUACAUGCAAAUGCCCACCUUACCCAACGCUUACAUGGAAUUCGACAUUGAAAUCUCCUUCAAACCGGAGUCGCCCGAUGGCCUCAUCCUCUACAACGGCCAACAGGCCGGCGGCAGUGGCGACUUCAUUUCAUUCGGCCUCAACAAUGGCUACCCCGAGUUCCGUUUCGACGUCGGCGCCGGCCCGGCCAUCAUGAAAUCAGACAAAGCCAUCGACAUGGGCAAGUGGCACACCGUCAAACUGUCCCGCAAUCGCAAAAACGGCUCCAUGACCGUCGACGAAGAUGGCGGCACUUUCCACGGCUCAGCCACUGGCCGCUUCCUCGGGCUCGAUCUGAUCGAGCCCCUCUACAUCGGCGGCGUGCCCAACAUCCGAUCCAUCCACAAACUGGCCGGAUUCUCACGUGGCUUCGUCGGCUGCAUCGGCCGUUUGGUGGUCGGCUCUUCGGCCCACGAACUCGUCCGCGACGCGACCAACAGUCGCGGCAUCACCACGUGCGAAACGUGCGCCCUCAAUCCGUGCGAGAACGGCGGAGUGUGCCAAGAGGCCUACACCCAGCAGGGCUACACGUGCAUCUGCCCGUCGGGCUUCUCGGGACUGAAUUGCGACAAGAUCGGCGAGACUUGCUACCCGGGUGCGUGCGGUAUGGGUCGUUGCGUCAACAUGGCCGGCGGAUUCGAGUGUCAAUGUCCGCUCGGUAAGACGGGCAUGAAUUGCGAGAAGGAGAUCAUCAUCUACGAGCCAGCCUUCACGGAAGGAUCUUUUAUCGCGUAUCCCACCCCGCCGAAGAACGCGCUCAGAAAGAUGCGGAUGUCGAUGCGGAUCAAGCCGAGGCAAAUCAAGGAUUCCCUGCUGGCCUAUUGCGCUCAAACUGAAGAGGGACAAGGCGAUUUUUCGUCGCUGGCCAUCAAAGACAAGCGGGUCGAGUUCCGAUUCGAUUCCGGAUCGGGUCCAGCCAUUUUGAGGAGCGAUCGCGAAAUACGAGCCGGCGAGUGGGUUCAAAUAACGGCAGAUCGCAGCUUCCGCGACGGUGUUUUGUUCGUCAACGACGGGUCGGAGGUGCGCGGAAAGUCGCCCGGCUCCACGCGCGGACUCAACCUCAACACCCGUCUCUUUGUCGGCGGAUGGGAUCGCCAACACGUCCGUCUCAGCCCCGGUGUCAACGUCACCAGCUCCUUUGACGGAUGCCUGUCGCAAUUCGAAGUUCAAGGCAUGGAAUUGGAUCUGGUGAAUUCCGUCAUCGAUUCGGCCAAUGUCGAGGACUGCGGAGGCGCCAGCGCCUGCGAGCGCAAACCCUGCGCCAACGGCGGCCUGUGCACGGAGACGGGCUCGAGUCUGACCGACUACACGUGCCAGUGCGAGGAGGGUUUCAGCGGCAAGAGUUGCGAAAUCGAAGCCGAUUUGUGCCAGGUGAUUCGACCGUGCCAAAAUGGCGGCAGCUGUAUCGGCACUUAUAACGCCUACAAAUGCAAUUGCCCCAUGGGCUGGGGCAGCAAUUGCGAACGCAACGUCGAUGUAGCCGAAGAGGCCUUCUUCCAGGGCGACAGUUAUGUGGAAAUGGACAAAGCUCUCUUUCCUCACGCAUCGUCCAACACGGCCGAAACGAUCACCGUCGAAUUCUCUACAUUGGAGCCCAAUGGCAUCCUCAUGUGGCACGGACAAAAGCCCGAAACGAUUAGCCGCGGCCAAGAUUUCGUCUCGCUAACAGUGGUGGACGGUCGACUGGAGUUUAGCUACGAAUUGGGGUCGGGCCCUGUUCAGAUAAUUACGCCCGUUCGAGUUGAUGACGGGAAACGGCAUCGCGCUGUGGCCCGUCGCACGGCCCGCGACGGAUCUCUCGAAUUGGAUGGAGUCAUCCUGGAGAACGGCCGCAGUCCGGAAGGACCUCAUCAAAUCUUAAACACCAAGGGCAACAUUUACGUCGGUGGCCUACCCAAUGCCGAAGCUAUGACAACCGGCCGUUACAUCCACGGCCUGAAAGGUUGCAUCCAUCACUUGGAAAUUCAAGAAUCGGGAGUCAUCAAUUUCCAACGAGCGGCCCUUUCAGCCAUCAACGUCGUUCCUUGUUCAAGACGCAUGUCGAUGAUGCCGUCCUCCCUGGUUCUCAGCCGAGGCGGAGCUCAUUCGAAUUCCACUUUCGUCGAAAUGGGCAACGAACAUCAUCAAAGUUAUUACACGGCCGAUUCAGACGAAUCCGGCCGACGUUCGAAAACUUAUAAAACCGGCGGCGGUACUAAGGCGGGCGGCAAAAUUCAAAUCGUUAAUAACAACGGCCAGCGAGACGUGCUGAGACCGAAAUCUCGAACAGCCGCAUCGUCGUCUCCGCCGACAGCCGGACACUCGUUUUUGUAUCAAACAGCUCUGCUCGCCGUUGUUUGCCAGUUUAUCGUUUUUUUCGUUUGACUUGAAUUUUUUUUUUUUGCUCGGACCUUCCAUAGACUCGGUUCAUAAUUUUUGCGGGGGGAGGGUUUGUUAUUAGCCGAUGCGAAUCAUUAAAUGUCUAUAUAUUAUUCAUGGCCCUCUCCUUGCUCGUCCGUCCACGACGGUCUAUUGAUCUUUGUUAUAGUACUGCUGCUUAGACUGCAAAAUAAUGCGGUGCGGGCUACUGAAGUAAUGGAGUUCACGUAGGUCUCUCUUCUGAUACGUAUUCGCAUCCGGCCCUAAUGUUUCAGGGGCCGUUCGUCGAUCGACGACAACCCUCCCGUCUAGGACGACGAAAUUGCAUUUGAAAUCCUCUUUCCUUCUCUCGUCUUCUCUGCGAAAUUGUAUAACUUUCUCUGUUUUUCUUUCAUUUCCAUCCAAUCGGUCGAUUGAUUUGCUUCGCUUUUUUUUGGUUUUAAAAAGUAUU
Daphnia magna is the source of this 4323-nucleotide messenger RNA. Its product is annotated as basement membrane-specific heparan sulfate proteoglycan core protein-like. Gene Ontology annotation, molecular function: calcium ion binding; protein binding. The record is from RefSeq and is a predicted model, not a curated record. NCBI's taxonomy places the organism in Eukaryota, Metazoa, Arthropoda, Branchiopoda, Diplostraca, Daphniidae.